This is a messenger RNA of Dendrobium catenatum, 988 nucleotides long. RefSeq lists its product as uncharacterized. The record is from RefSeq and is a predicted model, not a curated record. The transcript has 2 exons. The coding region runs from base 75 to 737 and encodes 220 amino acids. Lineage: Eukaryota; Viridiplantae; Streptophyta; Magnoliopsida; Asparagales; Orchidaceae.
GCAGUCAUAAUAAUCACAUCCCUGCCAUUGAAACACUGAAGCUGGACAAUUCCGCUAAUAACUAACAAACGGCGAUGGCCUCCAACGUAAUCUUCACUGGACAUCUUCCCCUUAUGGAAAUCCACGCCGCUGCCGCCGCCGAAGACGACGGCGGCGGUGACGAGGCUGAUGAUGAGAUGAGCUAUAAGACCCCUCCCUAUUCCGCGGACGAUGAAGACGACGACGCCGGCGACCAUGGAUCGGCGAAGGGAAGGGGAUCUAGGCGAACAGCUUCGCUCCCGGGAACUCCACGGAGGCCGUGGGAACCAUGGAGGAAGUAUGCGAGCGAGAUGGAGUUGCGGAACGGCCUCGGCCGGCGCCGCCGCCGUUGGAAUCGAGAGAGAAAACUAGAUCGCGCGUGGGAGAUGAGGAAAUCCAGAGCCAGCUUUGCCGAUUCCGUCCUAGGCGGAGGAAGCGGCGGAGAGGGUGGGGAGUGUUUGGUGCUGGUGAGGCCGCGAGGGAGUAGCGGGAGGAGGAUCUGUAUGGAUAUGGAUGAGGUAAAAGCUUGCCGUGAUCUUGGUCUUGACAUCCCCCGCGAUUUCACAGUCGAGAUACCCGGCGGGAUUUCCGGCAACAGCAGCGGCGCCGAUUCCCCCAUCUCCGGCACCGGGGAAGACGCGAAAGAGAUUAAGGCAAAGCUCAAAAUGUGGGCUCACGCCGUGGCUUUUGUGUCGUCGGCGGCGCGAUCGGGCCGCUAAGAGUCGGAUGGAUGAAGAAGCCCUUGCUUUUUUUACGGGCUUUUUUAUUUUAUUUUAUUUUAUUUGUUUGCUGGUUUUCUUUAUACUACGCUAUUUUAAAAAAAAAAAUAUGCCCAAAGUGAUUUUACUUUGCGUUUUUUAAUAUAAGAGAGUGAUGUACAUAAAGUAAGACUAAGAAUGUACUUGAGAGUGGUGCAAUAUUUUGUAAGGUAGAUUGUAAAAUUAUUAGAAAAAAAAUUACUUUGUUGUUA